GUGCCCUUUUAUCUCAUAGAAUGAUUCAGUUCCUCAACUAAAGAUAUCAUUUGGCACCAAAAUCAGCUAGAUUGCUGCGAUUGUUGACUGAUCCCUCUGGAGGAUCUUCUUUCUCUUUUGCUACAAUACCAUUUCCCUUGUGCUCUCUGGUGGCACCUGAGUGUGUCCUGAAUGUUGACUAUGUUGCACACGUGAUGCUGCUAAACUUUAUUAACUCCUAAGAUUUUCUAUGCUCCCAAGUGCAGGCACGCCACUGCCAAUUGUUCCAUUUUCCAAGCCCAGGGAGGAAGCAGGGAUGUACUGGGGUUACCGAGUGCGGUAUGCUUCAAAUAUCAGUUCUGUGUUCAAGCAUUGUCCAUUCAAGGGUGGAUAUGACCACUCGAUUGGUACAUCUGAGCAUGGUCUAAAACGUAGUUCAUCAGAGCUUUCUUUGCCUCCUUUCAAGCAUCUGUUGAUUGCUUUUGGUGGACUUGCUGGGUUGGAAGAAGGUGUCGAAGAAGACAGCAGCUUAAAGGGUACAAACGUCCGUAAGGUGUUUGAUUCGUACCUGAACACAUGUCCAGAUCAAGGGAGUCGGACGAUCAGAACAGAGGAAGCAAUCCUCAUAUCCCUCCAAUAUUUCCAAGAGCCUAUAAACCGAGCUCUACAGAGAUUUCAUCGCUGAGUUAAACAACCAUGGACAUGAGCAACUCACAAUAUUUCCAUGAAACAUGAUGAAGAUCUUGCAAUCUUUCUACGAGCUAGUAGAUUCAGAUGUUGUAACUUUAUCUCUCCUUUUAUCUUUCUGCCUAUCUGGGACAAUCAAUUUAGAUUAAAAAAAAUUGUUACCUUGUGGAAGGGAUUAGCAGGGAUUAAAAACAUUGGAGUUGGAGGGAAGAGCUUUGAACACACCUCGUUCAUCUGAAUAUGACUCAAAGUUGCACAUCUACACUCAUGUAUGAAGAAGAAAGAAAUUUAUGUCAAACAAUAAAAAGAGAAAAGAAAGGAAUUAUAAUUACAUUAGGAAAAAAGUAAAGACAAUGUGUUUUAAA
Molecule: messenger RNA, 1031 nt
Organism: Linum tenue
Lineage: Eukaryota; Viridiplantae; Streptophyta; Magnoliopsida; Malpighiales; Linaceae
Source: the annotation of a GenBank genome assembly